Molecule: messenger RNA, 1062 nt
Organism: Aspergillus chevalieri
Lineage: Eukaryota; Fungi; Ascomycota; Eurotiomycetes; Eurotiales; Aspergillaceae
Product: putative short chain dehydrogenase/reductase
Exons: 5
Coding region: 1-1062 (353 amino acids)
Source: RefSeq, a predicted model, not a curated record
AUGACAGGCGUCUUUACCUAUCGAAAUUUUUCCCUCCAAGAUACACCGCCGCAGGAUGGCAAAGUGGCAGUAGUGACAGGUGGCCAAGGAGGUGUGGGACAAGAAAUCACCACGCAAUUUCUCCUAAACAACAUAGAAAAGGUCUUCAUUCUGGCACGAAACAAAAGCAAAUUCAAGGAUUCACGGAAGCAAUGGACUCAUAGAACUGGCUUCUCUCUCGAUAUCAUUGACAAGAAGCUUGAAUUCAUCCAAUGCGAGCUCGCAGAUAUCCGAUCAGUGAAAGAGGCAGCUGAGCAUAUAAAGCGCAACACCGGCAGGGUUCAUAUCUUAAUAUGCAAUGCAGGGCUGGGCGUGUCUACCCAGUACAACCGGUCUCCGCAGUACAUCGAAUCGGUUUUCGCAGCUAACUGCGUAGGCCAUCAGCUGCUGGUCACCAUUCUACUUCCACUCCUGAAACGGGUAACUAUUGAGUCGCCACCCAGCGAUGCUCGCAUCGUCGUGACCACUUCGUCUAUGCACAUGUUCUGCCGCCGCUUGGAUUUUGACUCGCUCACAGCGCCUGAUCGAUCCUCCAGAUCCAAAGUCAUUGAUGCUGUAUGGCGGUACGGCCGCUCGAAGCUAGGUGAUAUCCUUCUUACAAAGGAGCUUAGCCGUCGGCUUCAAGAGGGGAAUGACCCGGCUGGCAAGAAUAUCUAUGUCAAUUGCUUCUUCCCGGGUAACAUUGUCACGGAGCAAUGGAUGGGAUGGAAUCAGCUGUUUGGGAAGCCAAUUGGGAUGAUAAUGCGGAAAUUCUUUUCCUUGUUCAUUGGACAGAGUCGGGAAGACGGCGCUGCAACGGCGUUAUAUCUGGGUGCCAGUGAUGGUCCACGAAAAAAGGACCAGCGUGGCCGAUACUUUAUCCCUAUUGCGACACCCGACUGGCCUAGCAAGAUUGCCAGUGACGAGAAAGUGGCGCGGGAUCUCUGGGACUGGAUCGAUGCCAAAAUAACUCAAACCCUGGGAUCAAAUUGGCAGGAUGAGCCUGGAAAGAAGGUUGGUAAAGGCGACUUUAAACUAAGAUAA